AGUACCUCUCUAAUCGUGGUUCUUAUAGAAUUGGAGCGCUGGAUGUACGUGUGUUGUAAGCCACCAGUAAGGUUGAGAAGCCAGAUUUCCCGAAAAGAAUGUCUACUGUACACCUGUUUUUGCUGCUGCUGCUACUUUUUGUGCAGAGCCCGGUUCCCCUCCAGGCAGAGCACAAGAUCUUCGACAGAGGAGCAGGGACUUCUUUCUCUUCUGCAACUGUAACAAACAGGUCCAGAUGCAAGUGUGCAUCACAAUUGGAUCCUGCCAUCACGUGUGCAGACAAUUCUCAGGAGAGCAGUAGCACCACUUCAGUAGAGCAGCAGCAGGAACCUCCAGAGCUGGCAUCAUUUCUUCAGUAUGCCUCACCGACGCAGCAAGAAUGUCAAGUUUUAGCUCUGGAGGAGCAGCGGAAUGACAACGCCGCAGUCGUUUCCAGAAGUCUGGAGUUUAAUCAGCAGGCCCUCUUCUCUCCGUCGAUAAAGUUUCUGACGAUACUGAACACUGACAACAGCUCCUUGGAUCAACAUUCUUCAGGCUACCAGCACAGACCAGCAGUUUUAUAUCCAAGCUCUUGACGAGAAAAGCGUCGUAGCUCCCGGCGAGAGUCUAACAGUGGCAGUUGUGUUCUUGCCCCGGAAGACUGGAAUAGCCAGCGGGAAGAUCCUCUUCCAGACCAGUGCUGGAGGCCUCGAAACGCUGGUGAUUGGCGAAGCUGUCGGAAAUUCUCAUCAGCUUGGAAGAUAUUGAAGCAGUCCAAGGCAAGCUCAUCCAGAGAACAUUAAGUUUCUACAACCCGGACGAAGAGACCAUCGAAAUUACGGAACUGCAUGUCUGGCCUGGAGAAGAUUCUCACAAGAAAGCCCUCUGCUCGUCGGCAACUGAUGAGUUGUCACCAACGGAUAAAGUCUCCAGCUGCUUCGCAAAUGGUUUCCCCUCGGCAAUUCUCUCGAAAACAAGGACGAAAAGUAUGCUUCGCACGGAAUGCUAGUUUCACUGGAGAGGCUGGAGGAUCCGUGGAUAACACGGUAUUCUCCUGGAAAUACGUUGCUCCAUGACUACGCUCUCAAUCCUAAUGUGGAACUGUCAGGGACUUGCGAAAAAGAAUCGUCAGUAGCUGCAGCAUAAGUGACCAAGGCUGCAAAGCAGGACAAUGAAGCAGGAAGCUGGGUACAAACCAACGAUUUGAUGGCACUUAGAAUGGUGGAAGCACUCCUCAAGGUAACUCUGAAGCUAGCAGCUUAAAACUCAAAUAAGCCAGCGGCCAACUUUGUGCAGGAUUUGGCACAUACGUUGUUGAGACAGCGAGAUAUCCGAAAAGGCGGGUUGGCUGCAAAUCAAAACGAGCCAACAUUAAUUCCUGGACAGGCACUGUCAU
Messenger RNA from Selaginella moellendorffii, 1375 nucleotides. RefSeq lists its product as uncharacterized. The record is from RefSeq and is a predicted model, not a curated record. NCBI's taxonomy places the organism in Eukaryota, Viridiplantae, Streptophyta, Lycopodiopsida, Selaginellales, Selaginellaceae. Bases 99 to 575 code for a protein of 158 amino acids. The transcript is spliced from 2 exons.